Molecule: messenger RNA, 4970 nt
Organism: Drosophila kikkawai
Lineage: Eukaryota; Metazoa; Arthropoda; Insecta; Diptera; Drosophilidae
Source: RefSeq, a predicted model, not a curated record
UCGUCUUGAGUUCGCCUUUAGAUUAUAUGUCUUCCAUCACAAGAUUUUUUAUUUUAAUAGUCGGUAUUACUGAAAAAUAUUUUGUUUAUUUAAGUUAAAAGAUGUCAAUUCAACUUGGAUUGUAGCUAAUAAAACUCAAAACCAAUCAAUUCAACCGCCAUAUAUAUAUACAUAUGUACAUAUGUGCAAGAGUAGAUGUUGAUAAAUUACUCGUACGAUAAUGUUUACUCUGUGAGUAAUAUAAAAAAAAAAAAACGAAUGUAGAUUACUGUGAUGUUCCAACUACCAACUGUUUCAUUUAAUGUUAAAAAAUCACAAUUUGUACGUAUAAAAACCGCAAAUGCUUGGAAAAAAUAAACGCCACAAAAUUGCAUAAACCAGCCGGGUUAUUUUUAAUAGUGCUGUUUUUCCAUUGUUUAAGUAUUUAUUUAUUAGUGUUCAUUUGUACAUUCAUGUGUUUCUAUGUAUCUAUUUAUAUAUGCAUAUAUAAAUACCUAAUGAAAUAAAUGGAAAUACAUCAACAGAAUAAACAACGAACAUAUAUACCUAGAAUAGCAUUGGAUUUUUCUCCAAAAAGGCGUCAGGAAGUUCUACAUACAAAAAACGUUACAACGUGGGACUAGGUCGACCUUGGAAAAAAUAUUAACACUAAGUCGAUAUAUUUAAUGCAUUAAGUUUAAAAUUCGACGUCAUUAAAAACAUAACAAACCAAAAUGGGCGGCGGCAAAAAUAUACGCCGCGGCCUAGAGCCAUUGGAAUUUGAGGAAUGUUUUGUUGACAGUCCAGAGUUUCGUGAAAAUUUAAAUCGACAUGAGAAGGAACUGGAUCAUACUAGUCAUCAAAUUAAACGCAUAAUAAAGGAGGUAAAAGAUCUUAUGAGCGCGGCAAAAGUACUUUCCAGUCGAAUGAAACAAUUGGCCAUUUUACUUACCGAUUUUAACUUUGAGUGCAUAGGUACGGCACAGACCGAUGAUGAGAACGUCAUUUGUGAAAGCCUAAAACGUUUUGGUGCUAUCAUUGGCAAUAUUGAAGAUGAACGCGAAAAAAUGCUUACUUUAGCUGAUAAACAUAUUAUUGAAGCUUUAGAGGACUUCAGAAAAAAACAAAUUGGAAGCGUAAAAGAAAACAAAAAGAAGUUUGAUAAAAAAACGGAAAAAUUCUGCCAGUCGCAAGAGCGUUUUCUGAAUAUGUCUAUAAAAAAACCCGAAAACGCAAUACAGGAGGCCGAUGCCAGUUUAGGCAUGCAUGAACGGGAGCAUAUUCAGGAAUCAUUGAGCUAUGUUUUGCGCAUACAAGAAGUGCAGGAAAGAAUAAAAUUCGAAUUUGUCGAAAUAUUGCUGGCUUUUAUUUCCGGCUGGUUAGUUUUUUAUCACACAGCACACGAGCAGGCUGAAGAUCAUAGAGACUAUCUGCAAGAUUUAAGGCACAAGGUACAAAAGACUCGUGAGAAUUUUGAGGAAGCUCGUGAAAAAGUAACUGAACUAAAAACCAAAUACAUGGAAAAACGCACAAAACCUGAGGAAGUUUUUACAAAACGUGGUUACCUAUUUUUAAUGGAAAAAAGUUCCCUUUUGAAAAUGUCACUUCUGGAGCCAUUCAAAGCAACAUGGUCAAAAUACUAUUGCACAUUUAAGAAACAAAAGCGCGAAUUCACCAUGCUUCAAUUUAAUCAAAUGAACCACAAUUUUACGAGACCAGAAACUCGGGAAGACGAAAAGCUGACUCUUUUUUCCUGCCAACGCCGGGCUUCCGAGUUCGAGAAGCGAUUUUGCUUUGAUCUAACCUUUAAAGAAAGACCCGGAUUAGUUUACACUUUCCAAGCUUUAAGCGAAAAGGAUCAUUGCUAUUGGCUGAACGCGAUGGAUGGAACGGAGCCGACAUAUCUAGCUCCAGGAAAAAUUAAAGUCACCGAAGCAUAUCAAUUAGACGAGCCUGGAUUUAUAUUUGUUCGGCGCUGUAUACAAGUAUUAGAAAGCCGUGGACUGGAAGAUGAAGGAAUUUAUCGAAAAAGUGGUGUUGGAACAAAAAUUAGCAAGUUAUUAACUUUAGGUAUAAAUCGAAAAGAAACCGAAGAUGUUUUCACUGACGAUAAGUACCGCGAUUUAAUGGAAAGUAACACUAUUGCCAGCGCCCUCAAAAUGUAUCUGCGGAAUUUAAACGAACCAUUAAUGACGUAUCAUUACCAUGGUGAUUUCAUCGAAUCAGCUAAACUGGAAACCCUGAAUCAACGCGUAAAUGAAGUACAUAAGUUAGUCUACAAAUUGCCAAAACCCAAUUUCGAAAUGCUGGACAUAGUUAUUUGUCAUUUAACUGAGGUGUCACGCAAAUACGAAAAAAAUAAAAUGUCCGUAUUUAAUCUCGGAGUAGUUUUUGGACCAACUUUGCUCAGACCGAAAGAAGAAACAGUUGCAGCCAUAUUGGAUAUUAAGUUUAAUAAUAUCGUAAUCAAUAUACUCAUUGAUAACUAUGAGAGGAUCUUUAAAACCUUUCCAAGUGGUGGUGUCACAUCCAUAGACGUCAGCAAGACACCGUGCAUAAUGUACCCUACCAGUACCAAUAGUCCGCCGGCGCGCAUGCCUCGCGCCUCCCAAAUAGGAAAGGCAGCUUCAACAGGUGCAGUGGGGGGGAGUAGUACCGAACGGAAUGCAAUGUUCUCAUCGCAGCAUAAAACCUAUCGUUCAGUUGCGCAAUCCAAAUCAAGCUAUACGGACCCCACAAUGUCAUCCAGCCUGCAAAAUAUUCCAAACGGAACAAACACGAGUUACGCCCCUGCCCAAGGCCAGACAAGUGCCAGUAACGCAUCUUCUACUACAAGUGGGGCAGCAGCUGUAAGUAGUUUUCGUGGUGGGGAAUGUACAUCACUCUCGCCCUCCCUUCACAUUUCAAAUGGCCUAGUAUCACCCUCUACAAUUGGAAGUAUUAAGAACUUAAACGCGAUAGCACAGAACGAGCUAAGCUCACGACGUUAUGUUGAUCCUGUGGCCGGUACCGUUUAUGGACUCUUAAAUUCUAACAUUGGCAGCAGUGGUGCAAGUAGUACGAGCAAUUUGCGUCACCCUGAGUACCUGUUGGCCACGGCCACUCCAGUGUCUCAGUCUGCCUCUAGUACCCACAUAUAUACAAACACGGUUGGUGUGUCGCCAAGCAAUAGGAUGAGUCUAACUAAUGUUUCCCCGCCCAUUACUACAGCACGAAAAGAACGUUUAGUUAGUAAUGCGUUAGGAAGUGCUGCCACAUCAAGUGGUCCACAGCAGCACCCUCCAGUCCAACGCGGACUGUAUUCCUACGGACAGGCAAAGCACUAUUCUCCCAUGGUGCCAGCAUCGACAUCAAGCUCUAAUGACAGUGUAUGUGACUCGCUGUCAUCUAAUAAUGGCUUCACCUCCGUGGUAGUAAAUACUAACAGCGGCAACACCGGUAGUGGCAGUGUGCCUGAGCCUCACAUACGGAAUAUAAAAAACUAUGCUCCGACAGUUGCGUCACAAACGGCAUCCUUGUCAACACUUCUUGGGCCAACUUGUGGUGAGGAUAUUGUAAUGGCAACAGUGGCGCCUUCCGUUAUAGGUAAUAAUACCGUAAUAGGUGGGAGUCUUAGCGGAAGUGGCUCCAUCAACGAAAACUCAGACUAUCCGCCUGCUAAAAUGCAUCGCAAUCGUGACAUAAACCAAAUUGAACGUGAUUUGUCAACCGGAACAGCUCGUGUUCGUACCCUAUACGCUUGCAUGGGAGAAAGUGAGGGUGAACUUUCGUUUGAGCCAAAUCAAAUUAUAACUAAUGUUCGAUAUUCUCACGAGCCUGGUUGGUUGCAAGGCACACUAAAUGGUAAAACAGGACUCAUUCCGGAGAACUACGUGGAACACUUGAAAACACAUCAGUAGACCCUGUUCUUAUAAAGCUAUUUCUAAUUUUAAUUUAUAUUUUCAUUAACUUACGCUUUUAAAAAAAAAUUACGACUUCGUAUUCAGGUGCUCCGGGUUUCGUAAAUUUGUUUUCAUAGUUUUGUUAUAUUUUUUUAUAUUAUAUGCAUAUCAUAUUUAAAUUUUCCUUUCUGCUCGGACAUCUGACUUAGUUGAUUUCAGAUGCUACUGACUGUUAAAAUGUAUUUUUUUUUUCGAUUGUUAGUUUUGAAGUAAAAUAAAGGCAGACAUUUCAAGGAAUGGUAGAAUUAUACAAGGUAGUCCCGUCGGAAAAAUAAGCCCUAGUUCGGCUUAUUAAAGUGUGUGUGAGACGGGUAUAGCCUGAAGGUUUGAAUGAAAUGACUAACUGAAUAAGCACGAGUUGUCAAAAUAAGCCCUAAAACCCGAACGAUUUGGACCCGACGGGACUACCUUGUAUAACUCUAUCAUGUUUCAAGGUAACUAUUUUCUGUCUCUAGCAAAUAGUAUUCGAUUUUAAAAACCAAAACACUUUAACAUUUAAUUUGGCAGAGACCAACUGCCUGUUUUCAAAAACGCAAACGCAUCGCAAGAAACUUGCGAAAAACCGGAGCACGACUGAAUGGUAAAAAAUGCAAAGUGAAAACAAGAAGUUUUAACAUAAUCGGUAUCUAAACAAAGUUUAGAUGUUUGUUCUAAAAUGCCAACCCUGAAACCACCAGUUGAUCCUAGAAGUAAAUAUAUAUAUUUCCAUGACUUUAGAUGUACAAACUUAUAUUUAGAUCAUAUGAAGUAUAAAUACGAAAGUCUAACGGCAAAGAUUUUUUUUAUUGAUUGUUAUGCGCUUAAUUUGUUGCUUAUUUAUAAAUAAUUCUAAAAACAAAAUUUUUAAAGAUUAUAAGGUAUUUAAUCUUAAUUGCAAUUCUAAGAAAAUAAAUAGCUAGUGCCUUAUAAAUGUAUAAGAAUUUUGUCUUGCCACAGAAUUCUACCAUAACUCAUCUGUAAAGCUUCUUCAAUUCUUUGUUGUUUAUGGUACGUAAUUGUUUUUUUUUUCUUUGUUACAUAUAUAUAUAUAUAUUUUUUUUUUGGCAUUAC